Molecule: messenger RNA, 723 nt
Organism: Trifolium pratense (red clover)
Lineage: Eukaryota; Viridiplantae; Streptophyta; Magnoliopsida; Fabales; Fabaceae
Product: secreted RxLR effector protein 161-like
Exons: 1
Coding region: 1-723 (240 amino acids)
Source: RefSeq, a predicted model, not a curated record
AUGGAAACAAAUCUUAAGAUGGAAAAGAAUGAAAGUGAAGAUGCAGUGGAUCCUACAAUGUUCAAACAAAUUGUUGGUUCAUUGAGAUAUCUGUGCAAUAGCAGGCCAGACACAUGCUUUGCAGCUGGCUUGGUUAGUAGAUUUAUGGAGGAUCCUAGACAAUCUCAUAUGAAAGCUGCUAUGAGAAUAUCGAGGUACAUAGCUGACACACUAGAUUUUGGAAUUCUCUUUCCAAAGUCAGCAGUGAAUGCAAAAUUAGAGAUAAUUUCCUAUUCAGAUGUUGAUUGGUGUGGUGAUAAAGUGGAUAGAAGGAGUAUCACUGGCUAUUUCUUCAAGUAUUUGAAUGCUUCAGUUGCAUGGUGUUCAAGGAAGCAACCAGUAGUUGCACUUUCCUCAUGUGAAGCAAAAUAUAUUGCUGGUUCUUAUGCAGCAUGUCAAGCUCUAUGGAUUAACUCAGUGCUUAAGGAAUUGAAGAUCAAUGUGAAGAAGCCAAUUACACUGCAAAUUGACAAUCAAUCUGCAAUAAACUUAGCUAAAAAUCCAGUGCUGCAUGGAAGAAGCAAACAUAUAGAAGCCAUAUUUCACUUCUUAAGGGAGCAUAUGAAUCAAGGUAGCUUGGAAGUAAUUCAUUGUGCUACUGGUUCACAAGUUGCAGAUAUUAUGACUAAGAGUUUGAAGAUUGACAUAUUUUUUAACUUAAGGAAUUCACUUGGUGUGUCCUAA